Asterias rubens (European starfish) is the source of this 2143-nucleotide messenger RNA. RefSeq names its product lariat debranching enzyme A-like. Gene Ontology annotation, biological process: mRNA splicing, via spliceosome. The record is from RefSeq and is a predicted model, not a curated record. Bases 232 to 2004 code for a protein of 590 amino acids. The transcript is spliced from 11 exons. Gene Ontology annotation, molecular function: RNA lariat debranching enzyme activity. Gene Ontology annotation, cellular component: nucleus. Lineage: Eukaryota; Metazoa; Echinodermata; Asteroidea; Forcipulatida; Asteriidae.
GCACUUUCGAGAUUUUUUGUUUGGCAACAAAUGCAUUGAUUGGCGGCAUUGCAAGGGUCUAGUGAUGCAACACCCUACCAAGUACGAUUACAAGUGGAUUUGCUCUAUCUAGACGACAGCCUUCCUGUAUCUGUAUGUAACAACAAUACAACAAUGCUGUAGGUGUAGCGGUUUCACAACAAGCAAGGGCAGAAAGGGCUAUCAGAAAUGAAUGACACUUGAGAUUCUAAAAUGAAGAUAGCAGUAGAAGGAUGUUGCCAUGGAGAAUUGGAGAAUAUCUAUUCAACAAUUCAACACUUGGAGGCUAAAGAAGGUAUCAAAGUGGAUUUGCUGCUGUGUUGUGGAGACUUUCAAGCUGUCCGAAACGAAAGUGAUUUAGAAUGCAUGGCUGUACCCAAGAAAUUCCGUCAAAUCAACUCUUUCUACAAAUACUACUCUGGUGAGAAGAAGGCCCCUGUACUGACGCUUGUAAUAGGAGGUAACCAUGAGGCAUCCAAUUAUCUUGGAGAGCUGUCUUAUGGAGGUUGGAUGGCACCAAAUAUAUAUUACAUGGGUUAUGCAAGUAUUGUCAAUUACGGCGGCGUAAGGAUAGGCGGCGUCUCUGGAAUUUUCAAGCAGCGAGAUUUUAGAAAAGGACACUUUGAAAUACCACCCUACUCUCAAGAUACGGUACGAUCCGUCUAUCAUACUAGAGGGCUGGAGGUGUUCAGACUGAAACAGAUCACGCAACCAAUUGACAUCAUGAUGUCACAUGAUUGGCCAAGAGGAAUAUAUCACCAUGGUAACACGGAACAGCUCCUCAGGGCAAAGACAUUUUUUAGAGACGAGGUGGAAAGCAACACACUUGGUUCACCUUGUCAUGAGGAAUUACUGAAUCACUUGAAACCAACGUACUGGUUUGCUGCUCAUCUUCAUGUCAAAUUCCCUGCUUUAGUUUCGCAUGGGCCGGUGAAUGCAGAAGAAAAAACAACCAAAUUCCUGGCUCUUGACAAGUGUCUCCCACAUAGGGACUUUCUUCAGGUGGUAGAUAUACCGCAUAAGACAGAAGCACCAUGGGAUUUUACCUACGACCCUGAGUGGCUUGCAGUGCUACAGUCAACCAAGCUACUACUGACGACAAAUGACCGGGUUGUUCACAUGCCAAACCAACAGUACAAUAAUAGAUGGGAUUACAGUGCUUCACUUGAGGAGCUUUCAGCGAUACGAGAAAUCUUCCAGGAAGAUUUGAGGAUUCCUCAUAACUUCACCCAGACAGUGCAAGUCCACGACCCAGCCAAACCCGUCCGGAACCCCAACCAGCCACUGCCAAACGUCAAUCCACAAACCACACAGUUCUGUGCCAAACUCUCAAUCACCGACCCCGUCGCAGCGAUCAUGGAGAGUUCGGGUAUUCCAGUGACACCCUCCCCUCUCAGGAGUUUGAGUAAGAGGGACGUAACAAUGGACAACGAUGACGAAAGUGCCAUCUUUGAUUCGUUCACCGUCCCCUUUGAUACAUCGGUCGAGGAAGGGAGUGAAGAUGGCGAUACAGACAUCGCAAACACCUCAAGUAACCCAGCUGAAAUCAGUUUAGAUGAUGAUGAGGAAAAGGAGGAUGAAGUUGUGAAGACGAGUUUAAGUGAUCGGUCAAUUGAUCGUCCUCUUUUAAUCGACUUACCUGAUUCAGAGAGAACUCAUGAGACGAGUGUAGAUGAGACCACAGGCCAGAAACUCUCCGCAUCCUCUGAUAUAUUUAGUAGCACUCCUCUUCAGGAGUCAUUGAUGACCGACGCCCGGCUGUCAGCUAUGGGGACACCGUGUGUUACCGGGGGAAAGAUGAAGAGGAGGAACUUGGACAUCUACUCGUCUCAAGAAGAAGAAGAAGAAUCUGCGGGAGAGGAAAUCAAACAUGAUAAAUUAUCGUCUACGGGAGAAUCGAGUAGUGCUGAGUCGGGUUCAUCCGGUGGUAGGAAAUUCAAAAGGAGGAAUCAAGCGAUAUAUACAUCUAAUGAGGACACUGAAUAAUUUUUUAUUUUAUUUUAUUGUGAAAUUGAAGAUUGGGCAAUCGGGCAUCAAAUAAUGUCAAUGAGAAAUAUUUUUCCAUGAACGCUAAGACUCGGUCAACAAAAACAUUGAACUCAGUAACAUUACAACAGGGCCCAAA